This is a messenger RNA of Vicugna pacos (alpaca), 3069 nucleotides long. Lineage: Eukaryota; Metazoa; Chordata; Mammalia; Artiodactyla; Camelidae. The record is from RefSeq and is a predicted model, not a curated record.
GGCGGGAACCCGGAAGGGGAGGCUGGAGAGGAGCGAGUGGGGGAAACCCGCGUAGCCGAGGGAGCUGCAGCGCGCGGAGAUGGUGGCCUGUGGAUUCUCCCACCACCAUCCAGGUCCUGAGAUGUGGUGAAUCACAGCCUGUCUGCCACCAUUUCCCCAGAAUGGACCGAGGUAGCCUUCUGCCCUUCCAGCUGUGGUGCCCCCGGCCCUUUGGCACCUACUCCCAGAACCAGCCUCGGCCACCUUCCGCAGCCCUCAAGCCGUCAGCCUGCCCGGAGCCAGGCAACGGGGCGGAGCCAGACCAUGGGCCUGCCCACUCAGAGAACACACCUCCAGCCUUGGCCACAGAGGCUCCUGCCUCCCAGCCUGGUCCACUUCUUUCAGCAGCAGCUGCUGGCGAUGAGGGUCGAGUCUUGCUGGACACAUGGUAUGUUAUCAAGCCCGGGAAUACAAAGGAGAAGGUGGCCUUCUUUGUGGCCCACCAGUGUGGUGGGGGCAGCCGAGCCAGCUCCAUGAAGGUCAAGGGGCACUGGGGCAGUGACAGCUCCAAGGCCAAGCGGAGGAGACGCUGUCUUGAGCCUACAAAGGCUCCACCAGACCCAGGGGGACAGGAGGGGCCCCCUGCUGCUGAGGGGGCCCCAGCUUCAGCCAGCGAGGAUGUGGACCUGCUCUCUGUGGCCGAGAUGGUGGCCCUGGUGGAACAGCGGGCCGCCCUGGCCCUUCAGAACUACCCACGCCCCAGCACCCCAGCGCCUGUGGUCUUUGUGUCGGCUGAGCAGGGUGGACCUGCCAAGGGGCUGGGGUCGGAGCGGCGGGCUGGUGGCGGGGACUGCAGCCGUGUAGCUGAGGCGGUGGCCCACUUUGAGGCCCAGCGGGACAACCCUCCAGCCAAGGGCCUCCGCAAGGAGGAGCGGCCUGGACCAGGCCCUGGGGAAGUGCGCAUCGCCUUCCGGAUCUCCAAUGGCCGAGAGCCCCGGACACCAGAUGGCAGCUUGCCCAAUGGGAGCGGGGGCCGACCGGGUUGUGCCUACCCUGGCAGCCCAGGUCCUGGGGCCCGGGCCAAGGACAAGAUCACCUGCGACCUAUACCAGCUUAUCAGCCCCUCUCGGGAUGCCCUCCCCAGCAACGUGGAGUUCCUGCUGGCCAGGGCAGAUGAAGCCAGCGAGGGUGAGACCCCAGCCCCUGCCAGGCCUGAGGACACUCCCCCGGCGCCCCCUCCACCCCCUGCCCGGGACUGUGGAGCAUCUGGCUUCCACGUGGACGUGGUGGUAACAGGUGUGGUGGACGAGUGCAUCUUCUUUGGCAAGGACGGCACCAAAAACGUGAAAGAGGAGACGGUGUGCCUGACUGUCAGCCCCGAGGAGCCACCCCCACCUGGCCAGCUCUUCUUCCUCCAGUCCCGUGGGCCAGAUGGGCCGCCCGAGCCACCCCCAGCGGACUCGCCGGCCACCGCGCCAGGCCCGGACGAUGCUGAGGGGACGGCGGACACCUCCCUGUGCCGCCUGUACCGGCACGUGUCUCAUGACUUCCUGGAGAUCCGCUUCAAGAUCCAGCGGUUGCUGGAGCCCCGACAGUACAUGCUGCUGCUGCCUGAGCACGUGUUGGUCAAGAUCUUCAGCUUCCUGCCCACGCGGGCCCUGGCGGCCCUCAAGUGCACCUGCCACCACUUCAAGGGUAUCAUUGAGGCGUUCGGCGUGCGGGCCACAGACUCACGCUGGAGCCGCGACCCACUCUACCGCGAUGACCCUUGCAAGCAGUGCCGCAAGAGAUACGAAAAGGGCGAUGUGUCGCUCUGCCGCUGGCACCCCAAGCCCUACCACCACGACCUGCCUUAUGGACGUUCCUACUGGAUGUGCUGCCGCCGAGCUGAUCGCGAGACGCCCGGCUGCUGCCUGGGGCUGCACGAUAACAACUGGGUGCUGCCCUGCAAUGGGCCGGGUGGGGGCGGGGGCCGGGCCGGCCGGGAGGAAGGGAGGUGAAGCCGGGGGAGGGGGGGGGAAGAGCCCACCAUGCCCACCCCCACCCCCUCCUGCUGGGAGCCGAGGGUCAGGACUGGGUGGCCAGCCCAUACCCCCAGUCCGGGCAGCGUUGAGCCCCACUCCAGAACUGAGGUGGGUUCAGGGCGAUGACCCAGGAAAACACUUGGCUUGACCCCUACUGGUUUUCUACUCUUGAGACCCUCAAGUAGGGUAGGUUGUUUUUUUUUUAAUCAGCAUCUCAAUUUCUUCUCCAUUCAGCCCCAUUGCCCUCCCUGCCACUCCCCAUGCCCCAGGGACCCACCAGCAGGGAGCAGACGGCAGCUAAUUUUCGUACUACUUAAGGGUUCCCCCAUUCUGGCCCCCUUACUUUCCCUCCCCCAGUUCUUGGUCUCAGGAGCUGUUUUUUCCCCAAGAGGCUGCAGCACCCACGGUUGGUUCCUCUCCUGAAACCUACUCCACCAGGGCUCACCUCUUUAGGAAUCCGGGGGCUGGCAGAUCACGAAUCAGAUUUGGCACUUUUCCUGGCAGCCUGUCAUUUCUAGACGUCUCCCCCAUGAAAACACAAAUCCAUUUUCUCCUUAACCUCAAGCUGCCUGUCUCUCUGCUUCCCCUAACGGGGGAGAGGGAGAAAAAAGUUGAAAAUUGAAGUAUGAAAAGUCCCCUCCUCCCAAUAUGUAAGCUGUUGCCAUCACUACCCCCCUCCUCGCCCCACAAAAAAAGCUGUGAAGCCUUUUGCCUCGCUCUUGACAGCGUGGGGGGGGCCGGUGGGCAGGGACCGUGGGUUUGAAUUUCUGGGUUGUUUUUCCUUCCGCUCUGGAUACUUGUUCAGGUGUUGCUGGGGGAGGUCUCGCCACCCUCAGCCACAGGUGUUUCUUUAGAAUCCUUUGGUCAACCAAGACCUUGAUUUUCAGGCAGUUUCAUUGGGGGGUCAUUUUGUUUGUUCUUUUUGGGGUUUUUUGGGUGGGGGUUUGGGGUUUUUGUUUUUUUUUGGUUUUGGUUUUUCAUCCUUGUGGUUCUGGAAAGCUUCUAACGUGUGGCAUCUGGCCAAUUUUGAAUUGGUCCUUUGUAUAAAAUCAAUAUUUAUAAGGUU